ACAUAUGGCUGACUAGUGAUUUAUAAGUUGAAGAGUCUUCUAAAGAUUUUUUUGUGGCAUUUGUUUUAAUCUAGCAAUUUAAUAGAUAUAUUUUACUGUGACGGUUGAAUUUUAGUCGAGACAAGAGGUGGUAUAGUGAUUUAUUAGAAUUUUACUUAAAACGCUUGGAAAGCUACAACAAAGAAAUAAGUUAACCAUGGGUUGUGGCUCCAGUUCAGGUCCUGCAUAUCCAAAGCAGCAAUAUACAAAUGGGGGUUAUCCCUCACAACAGUACAGCAGUGGAAAUCAACCUGGAGCCUACUAUGGACCUACAGGGCCAAUGAUGGUUGGUGGAGGAUGCAUGCACAACAACAAUGAUGACAGAUUUGUAGAGGGUGCUUUAGUUGGUGGUGCUGUAGGCAUGAUGGCUGCACAUCAGAUGGGAGGUGGAUAUCAGCCAGUAGAUCUUCCUGGAGGAUACCACUUGGGACCUCGGCUUCCAAAUCACAGUGUUGAAGUAAUGGGAGUGGACAUCAUGUAGCAUGAGGACUCGAGUAUUGACCAUAUACAACUGCAAAAUGUCACCCUGAAGUUCAGAGGGUAUUGGAAACCUACCAAUCUUUUUGUGAUCUUUUUAUCUGAAUAUAUCUAACAGAUAAUUAACCAGGGAUAAAGUUCGUACUUGAACUUGUAUAGCUGUGAUAUUAUUAUUAUUAUUAAUCAGAGGCUUUGAUAAAUAUAAUUACAGUGAGCAAAUCAAAGUUUUUGAAGUUUUUGCAAUCUCUCUUUCUGCCAAGACCAUUGUUGAUCUUUUUAAGAAAUGAAUCUUCAUGUUACUUUUCACCUGUAGCAGAGUCCAGCAGGUCAACAGAUCAUAGAAUAAAUAUUAUUCUCAAUAUUGAUAUUCUAACGUUUUAAAAUUUGGGUCAUUUAUGCUGUAAGUUCCAGUUAGGUCUGAACCACUUCCUUUUUUAAUCUCAUCUGUUUGAUCUUUUCAUGAAACUCUGAUUAAACUGCAUGGAGAGUGACAACAUUUAAGAAAACACUUCAGAGGACUCAGCAAAAGUUAAGACUUUCAGUGCCAUUUACCACAGCUGUAAAUCGAGUUUUGAUGGAAAUAUUUCAACUGGGAGUUGGCCAGUAUUGUCACUUAUUGCAGUGUGAAAUAGUUUUGUUUUUUUCUUGUUCAUGGAAAUCAGUUUGUAUUAUUUCUCAUGUGAACUGCUAGAUUUUUUCAUGUUUUCACCUUAAGUUGAAAGGAGCAUGUUGCCACGAGGGGUCUUCAUUACUUUUUUUCCCUUAUGUAUUCAACAAUUUACAUCAGUGUCAAAAACCUCAUGACUUUUAACUUUUUUUAAAUACCAGAUGUCAAAUUUACUAGGGUUCUGAAUCAAAACUAUGUAACAGAUUUUCAGUUCGUCAUCUUCAUAGUUUACCUUCAUGCAUCUUUUAUGUAAAUGAACUUAGGGCGCUUUCAAA
Molecule: messenger RNA, 1458 nt
Organism: Lingula anatina
Lineage: Eukaryota; Metazoa; Brachiopoda; Lingulata; Lingulida; Lingulidae
Source: RefSeq, a predicted model, not a curated record